UUUUACAAACGGACCGAUUUCCUGUUGUCCACAGACGCUCGGGUGUUUGCGGUCUAGCCGUAGAAUGAAAUACAAAUACCAAAAUAAAGAUUGAGGAGUACGCUUGUAGCUCUAAUAUUUACUCAGAUUAUUUUCACUGUAUGUUCGGCUAAUAUCGCAGCAUCUAAAUGGGUGUACAUUAUUGCGCCAUAUGCAAACAAACUACGUUCUCCGGAAAGAAACACAUCUACGAAAAAAAUCACCAAAGUAGACUUAGAGUGAUUCUCUUGAAAUAUUUGGAGAAGGUGAAGGAGGCUCGUCGAACCCUUAAAAAGCCCCAAGUGGAAAAGUUUGAUGGUCCCCAGCACAAGCAGACGUUCUGGUGUUACUGCUGUGAGCUCGAGGUGGAAAGAAAUGUUACAGACGGCAACAUGACUGUGCUCUACGGAGGACUGUUGGAGCACAUGGCCACGCCAGAACACAAGAAGAACACUCACAAGUUCUGGUGGGACAAUAAAGCCGACCCAAAGUUAAGAGACAAAGUCAUCAUCACAGAGGAGGAAACUGAAAGAUUUAAAUCUGAGGUAACUAAAGUGUUGGAGAAUUUUGUCGAGAAGGAGGAUGACUAUGUGAAACAGGAAGCUGAUGUGAUCCGGGCCCAGGAAAAGCACCGUCAGGAGGUCUUUCAGUCUCUAUUAGAGGUUUGUGUUCCAAGGAUAAAGUGGCAGUAUCCAUCACUGGCCUUGACACGCUCGCGUGCCUCUCAGUUUAACCCUGAAGGACCAGGCCAGCAUCAGGGCAGCAGCAGCUCGGUGGCCCCUGUGGCCAAGGUGCAGCGGGCAGCCUCAGGACAAGGCCUGACCUUUAUCGGUUAUCAGGAAUCAUCGAGCAGUGGGAAUGUUCAUACAGGUGGCGUCCCUCCAUGGCUCCAGGACGACCCGAUGGAGGGGUCCUCUGGAGCAGCUGCUCAGCCAGAGAUCGGCCCAUCGCUGCAAGAAUUCCUCAAACAGAAGGAGCAGCAGAAGCUGAAGAAGCUGCCGCCCAACAGAGUGGGGGCUAACUUUGAUCACAGCUCGCACACAGACGCCAACUGGCUUCCCUCCUUCGGCCGGGUGUGGAACAGCGGCCGGCGCUGGCAGUCAAGGCACCAAUUCAGGCAGGAGGAAAGGGAGAAGAAGAAACGGAAGAGGAAGCAGGAGCACAGCAAAGAGGGAUCAAAGGAGGCAAAAACAGCACAGCCGACAAAUUCGAACAGUUAA
Menidia menidia (Atlantic silverside) is the source of this 1238-nucleotide messenger RNA. NCBI's taxonomy places the organism in Eukaryota, Metazoa, Chordata, Actinopteri, Atheriniformes, Atherinopsidae. The record is from the annotation of a GenBank genome assembly.